This is a messenger RNA of Rhizopus microsporus ATCC 52813, 2682 nucleotides long. RefSeq names its product Pkinase-domain-containing protein. The record is from RefSeq and is a predicted model, not a curated record. Bases 1 to 2682 code for a protein of 893 amino acids. The transcript is spliced from 5 exons. Lineage: Eukaryota; Fungi; Mucoromycota; Mucoromycetes; Mucorales; Rhizopodaceae. Gene Ontology annotation, molecular function: protein serine/threonine kinase activity; tau-protein kinase activity; ATP binding. Gene Ontology annotation, biological process: intracellular signal transduction; microtubule cytoskeleton organization; protein phosphorylation. Gene Ontology annotation, cellular component: cytoplasm.
AUGACUUUUUCACAUCAGGAAGAGCGAAACAGUUUUAUGAGUUUUAUUCCUUCAAGUGCCGACAGUAGCGAACCAACUCCGUCUCGACAUCAACAAAGAGCUUAUUCUGUCACUGCAAUGCCAAGUGAGCUACAAAAGAUGCGACAACAAGAAGAAGAGCACCAAGAGAAAAAGCGGAAUCAACCAUGGUGGCAAUACUAUUACCAGCUAUAUCAUUAUCAAUUACCUCCUGGAAGAAAACCAACUGUGUUUGGUCCAUAUUUAUUAUUACAAACUUUGGGAGAAGGAGAAUUUGGUAAAGUCAAGUUUGGUAUCGAAAUCAAGUCAGGCCAGGAGGUAGCUAUCAAAUUGAUCAGAAAGGAAAGUAUAGAUUCAUCAUCACGUAUGACUAAAGUGGAGAGAGAAAUAUCUGUGUUACGGAGACUUCAUCAUCCAAACAUUGUAGAAUUAUAUGAUGUAAUUGAAACGGAAAAAUAUAUUGGUAUCAUCUUACAAUGUGCUACUGGUGGUGAGCUAUUUGAUUAUAUCCUAGCUCAUCGUUAUCUCAAGGAAAAAGAUGCUAGUCGAUUGUUUGCACAGCUGAUGAGUGGUGUACACUACAUGCAUCAAAAACGCAUUGUACACAGAGAUUUAAAGCUGGAAAAUCUUUUGUUAGAUAGAAAUAGAAAUGUAUUAAUUACUGACUUUGGAUUUGCUAACCAGUUCUCUUCACCCAUGGACGAUCUAAUGUCAACAUCCUGUGGUUCUCCAUGCUAUGCUGCACCUGAGCUUGUCAUGAAUCAAGGCGUUUAUGUUGGUCCCGCAGUCGACAUUUGGUCAUGUGGUGUCAUUCUUUUUGCUAUGCUCUGCGGUUAUCUACCUUACGACGACGAUCCAGCAAAUCCAGACAGUUACAACAUCAACCUGCUGUAUAAGUAUAUCCUGAGCACACCACUUAUAUUCCCAGACUAUAUAUCCAAAGAAGCCUGUGAUCUACUCAGUCUCAUGCUCGUCCCAGAUCCCGAAAAGAGAUGUACUAUGGAAACAAUUAUGGCUCAUCCUUGGCUCAGUGCACAUAGACACCUAUUUGUAAAUAUUAAUGAAGACGAAGAACAAGAACAGAUGAAGAGUGUGCUGACAAAGAAAGGCUCGUCGUCACUUGCCAUUGUGCCCGAAAAAGAAGACACCACCGAGCAAGAUCAAGUAAUACCAGCAAGUACAUCAACCCUUGACAUCAUCCAGCCAGAAAAUGAACAAAUACAAGAACAACAACAACCAUCACAACAACAAGAGCAACCACCACAACAACAAGACGUUGUCAUGGAAGAUGUUUCAUCUACAGUUGCAUCAUCCACCACAACAACUACGGAACCCAAAAAAGAAGAAUUACCUACACCAGAAAAAGAAAACAAGCCAACGUCAUCCAAAGAGCCUAUACAACGGGCAGCAAAGAACAAAAUACGUCCCAAAUCAACUGUCUCUUCGUCCACCGAAAAGGUUCUCCAUUUCCUUUCUGGUCACAGCACCACGCCUAAACCACGUAACACGAACGAAAAGCGUACAAGGCACAUGUCACUAGCAACGGCAUCAGCAGCAACAGAAGAGAGUCAUUCCUCAAUUUUGCAAGCUAAAUUCUUAUCCAGCAUACAGCGUCGUAACACAAAUAAUACUAGUCCAACCCCUAAUUCGAGCGCAAGCACACCUCACAAACGACACAAUCGUGCAAGCAACAUACCGACAGCGACGACACCUUCGACUGCACGACCCUCGUCCACGGGUGCAAGACGAAAGACACUUAGUCUCUUGGUAAACUCAGUGACAGACAACAUUGCUCACAGACGUCAGCCAACAACGACGACGACAACAACAACAGCAACAACAACAUCGCAUCGACCUGCGGACAACCAAGCUCACAUGGUACCUUCCGUUUCUGAGCAUACCAUGUCCGAUAAAGAAAAACACCGUAGUGCCGGAAAGAAGUUUAUAGACUGGUUCAAGAAAAAACCAUUAAGUACUGUCAACAGAUCAAGUGGACAACCGAAUGCAUAUGCAUCGAAUGAUCCUAAACUUCGUACUCACCACGGUGCUGUCGAUCAGGAAGCACUGACCUCUCGACCGCCCGCUCAAGUGUUUGUCGAAGUGAAGCAGACUCUGAAAGCAAUGGGGCUCGAGUUUAAGCGAGAUGGAGGCGAAUACAAAUUGAAAUGUGUGCGACCCAAGAAGAUGCCUCCUAUCCAUCAUCCUCAACCACAUAACCCUCAUCUUCGCAACAUCUUGCGCAGAUCGAGCACAGCUAGUCAGCAUCCUCCUCCCGAGCCAAAGGAAAAGAAGAGUGUUAUCUAUGGUGAACCUUCCGUCGAUCCAGGCGACGAGGUCAGAUUCAGUAUUGAGCUUUGUAGGAUAAAGAAUCUACCUGGUCUUUAUAUCGUAGAUAUGCGUCGAAUGAGAGGCAAUGUCUGGGCUUAUAAAUACUUAUAUCAUACAUUGAUGGAUUCCUUAAAGUUAAAACAAAAGAACGGGUACUUGAAUCAGCAUUCAGUUGCUGAAUCCACUGUUGAAGAAGAAGAAGAAGAACGGGUGCAUGAUACUACAAGUGACAACAACAACAACAAUAAUAAUAAUAAUAGAAUGAGCACAGCUAGUAGUGGUGGAAGCAUUGGUGCUCUACUUGAUAACCAUAAAGAAACCAUGGUUGCUGUUUAG